AUGUCGACGCCGGACAACAAGAGCUACCUGGCUACAGGCCUAAACGCCCUGUCACCCUGGGGGUCGCGAAGUGCGACACCAAAGCCUGGUCAAACUCGAGAAGACGACAGGCGCGCCUCCGAUGCUGGUCUCGGGACACAGCAAGGUGGAGACCACACCGUGAGCAGGACGCACAGGCUGAGCCUCAAGAAGUAUCCUCGUGACUGUCCGCCGCUGCGCGUCCAGUGGUUCCACGCGGUAGAUAUUCCUAAGCGCAAACCACUGCCAUCCGGACAACCUCCACCAACAACUGACAAGCCUCCAAUACCUAAGAAGUUCGUUCCUUUCGCGCAAGGAGACUCCAAUGCCAUUGAGGCAGCUUACCAAAAGCUCGCCGACGAAGAGGACGCUGCUGAGCGGGACAAAUUGGAACAAGGGGAGGACUUGGGCGUCUCGUCUCACGCGGAUAUAUACAAAGGCGCUAGGGACGGCCAGCAACGGACAAAAAGCUCCUCCAAGUCGAGAGUGCCCGUCAAUGAAGACUAUCUUUUCGACGUCGAUAUCGAAGAACGGGAGCUAAUUCCAGCGUACUGGUUGGGCCCGGUUUACGAAGUUCGCCGAGGCACAUGGUUCCAAGCAGAGGGCUUCUCGUUACGUGCAUGCGACGAGAACCUCGCGACUCAGUUGGAGGAAGGCUACUUGAAGCUGAAGCCUUGGAAAUUCCCCCAAGGGCAGCGGUCGCCGUCUCAAACUCGACAACGACCCACCUCACUCAAAGCUGGCGAUGACACGGGUGGUGCCAUGAAAUCAAGACCAGAGGCUGCGGCCGAGGCGCAGGAGUAUCCAAAGACGCAUCGUCUGUUCGGUCAGCACAUGAACUCAGUAGUAACGUAUCAAGACGCGACCACAGCAUGGCUGCUGACCGAUGACUUCCUGUCCCGUAUGAGCAGCACAAUGUACCAGCGCUUUGCGGGUGGUGGCCAUUUUGCGGGUAUCAAGCUCGUCCGAGGGUACAGCGACCCAUCUAAAAGGAAGGCUGAGGUCAAGGAUAGCAGGACGCCAGGAACUGCGACGCCUGCAUCGGACAAGGAAGAUUCGGAUGCGGAGGGCGACAGUAAACAUGCCAAAGACGAUUCCGGCUUAGCUUCCACCCCUGCCAACGCUGAGGAUGCACGAAGUCCGAGCUCAGAAGUUCGAAGAGCCACCCUUGAGAGAAAGAUGUCAUCCCUGGUCACUUCUGCGAUGCCAGAGAGUCGUGAGAAGCAGGAGGAAGAGGCUCGCAAACGAGACGAGAAGGAGAUUCGAGACGAUUACAAGGAACAAGAAGGCGAUGAGCAGGGACGUGAGAUCGAGCAUCUUAUACUAGUCACGCACGGCAUCGGACAACGGCUCGGACUGCGUAUGGAAAGCGUCAAUUUCGUGCACGACGUCAACACGCUCCGCAAGACAUUGAAGGCUGUAUACGCUGGUUCCGCGGAUUUACAAGCUUUGAACCAAGAAGUUGACAAGAUGCCAAAGAACUGCAGAGUCCAGGUCCUCCCAAUCUGUUGGCGGCACUUGUUGGAUUUUCCGAAACAAAGCCUGAAACAUAAUCGCAAGGAGCACGAUCUCGGCGACUUGGAUUUUGAAGAUGACGAGUACCCCAAUCUCGAUGAUAUAACCGUCGAAGGCGUACCCGCAGUCAGGAACUUAAUCACUGAUCUUGCCCUCGACAUCCUCCUCUACCAGAGUCCAGCUUACAAGAGCCACAUCACACGCAUCGUCCUCCAGGAAAGCAACCGGAUCUACCAGCUUUUCAAAGAACGAAACUCCUCUUUCAAAGGCAGAGUCAGCCUUAUCGGCCACUCCCUCGGCUCCGCCAUCAUGUUCGACAUCGUCUGUCACCAGAAAGAAUCCCGAGUUCCCCACGACCGCACAUCCAAGCGACGCUCCACCGACGAACACGCCCAGCUCCAGCUCGACUUCGAAGUCGAAGACUUCUUCGCCCUUGGCUCCCCCAUCGGCCUCUUCCAAAUGCUCAAGGGCCGCAAAAUAGCCGCGCGGCAGCCGUCCACCACCAAAUCCUCCGACACUCCCAGCGGCGACAUCAUAGACGACCCCUUCCUCGCCUCCGGAAGCGCCCUCACGACGCAAAAACCCCCACCGCGAGACCGCUUCGAAAUCACCACCUCUUCCCCUAAAUGCCAGCGCGUCUUCAACAUCUUCCACCCCACCGACCCAAUAAGCUACCGCAUCGAGCCGCUGAUCUCUCCCGCUAUGUCAGCCCUCAAACCGCAGCCCCUCCCCUACACCAAAAAAGGCAUCUUCGGCGCGCCCGUCGGACAGGGCCUCACCGGCAUCGGCGCCCGCGUCGGCCAAAGCGUAAGCGGGCUCUGGACAAGUUUCAGCUCCGGCAUCGCUAGCAGCCUGCUCAACCGCUCCCUCGGCAUCUCCGCCGAAGACGCCGGAAGGCUGGGGAACCCUGCCACCGCGCAGUCGCGCGUCCCGCUCUCCAUGGGCGCGGGGACGAACGUCGGCGCCGGGGUCAUACCCUCGAUGAUGCCCCAAGCGCAAGCGCCAGCGGAAAGCGACAUCUCGAACGACGCGCGGAAGCGGCAGCUCGCGCAGGACGCGAUCGAUGCGGGCGAGAAGGGGGAUCAUCCGCCCGUGCUCAUCGACUCGGAGAUGGAGACGCUGUAUGCGGGUUUCGAGAAGCGGAGGAAGAGCCACCAGAGCGAUCAUGAUGGGAGUUUGGGGGGUGUGGAGAGGGAGGAGGAGAUCAAGGAGAUCGAGGAGCGGGGGAGAAAAUUGAGGAGGGAGGAGGCGAAGGUGAGAGCGCUGAAUGCGAAUGGGAGGGUCGAUUAUAGCAUCCAGGAGGGCGCGUUUGAUAUCUCGCUUAUUGCGAGUAUUGCUAGUCAUCUGAGUUACUGGGCUGAUGAGGAUGUCAGCCACUUUAUGAUCUCGCAGCUUUUGGCAAGGCAUAGGGUUUUGAAGAGGUCCGCGAGCGCGAAGGAUCUGAAGGUUUAG
Coniosporium apollinis CBS 100218 is the source of this 2985-nucleotide messenger RNA. RefSeq lists its product as uncharacterized. Gene Ontology annotation, cellular component: cytoplasm. The record is from RefSeq and is a predicted model, not a curated record. Lineage: Eukaryota; Fungi; Ascomycota; Dothideomycetes. Gene Ontology annotation, molecular function: glycerophospholipase activity; metal ion binding. The transcript is spliced from 5 exons. Bases 1 to 2985 code for a protein of 994 amino acids.